AUGUUGGGACUGAGAGCUGCUAAAUCACAAGUUGUCCUCAAUAAACUUAAAGGAACUGCAUUUUUGAACCCUCUUAUUAAAAAUGCACGUAAUGCAUCCACGGAUCUGGAUCCAGAGUGGGAAAAGAUGGCUACAAAACAGUUAAAGGGAAAAGAUCCCCACAAACUCAUUUUCCCGACUUACGAAGGAAUUCCAUACAAACCCGUGUACACCGUGUCCGACACGGCCAACCUUAAAGGUGAAUUGCCUGGCAAAUUUCCGUUCACUCGUGGUCCUUACCCAACGAUGUACACUCAACGACCAUGGACUAUUCGACAGUAUGCCGGUUUCUCGACCGUUGAAGAGAGUAACAAAUUCUACAAGGACAAUAUUAAGGCAGGUGUCCAAGGCUUGAGCGUUGCAUUCGAUUUGGCCACACAUCGCGGUUAUGACUCAGACAAUCCUCGCGUGUUCGGUGAUGUAGGUAUGGCUGGCGUUGCGAUUGACUCGGUUGAGGAUAUGAAGCGUCUCUUCGAGGGUAUCGAAUUAAAGAACAUCAGUACUUCAAUGACAAUGAACGGUGCUGUCCUGCCGGUCCUUGCUAUGUUUAUCGUAGCUGCUGAAGAACAGGGUGCUAGUCAAAAGGAAUUGGCUGGUACGAUCCAAAACGAUAUUCUCAAAGAAUUCAUGGUUCGAAAUACCUACAUCUUCCCUCCCACUCCAUCAAUGCGCAUCAUCGCUGACAUUUUCGCCUACACAGCAGCCAAUAUGCCCAAAUUCAACUCCAUUUCAAUCUCUGGCUACCACAUGCAAGAAGCUGGCGCUAACAACGUCCUUGAAAUGGCAUACACCAUCGCUGACGGUAUUGAUUAUUGUAGACUGGGCGUUGAGCACGCUGGACUCAACAUCGAUAAGUUUGCUCCUCGUCUCUCCUUCUUCUGGGGCAUUGGAAUGAACUUCUAUAUGGAAAUUGCCAAAAUGCGGGCCGCCCGACGUCUGUGGGCGAAACUCAUCAAGGAGAAGUUCAAUGCAAAGAACGAAAAGUCCCUUCUCCUGCGAACACACAGUCAGACCUCCGGUUGGUCUCUCACAGAACAGGAUCCAUACAACAAUAUCAUUCGAACAACCAUCGAAGCCAUGGCAGCAGUGUUUGGUGGCACCCAGUCCCUGCACACCAACUCCUUCGAUGAGGCCCUCGGUCUUCCCACCAAGUUUUCUGCACGUAUUGCGCGAAACACCCAAAUUAUUAUUCAAGAGGAAACUCACAUCACCCGUGUUGCUGACCCAUGGGCCGGCUCCUACAUGAUGGAGACUCUCACUGAACAGAUUUACAACGCAGCCCUCAAGGAGAUUGAAGAGGUCGAGUCAAUGGGUGGUAUGACCAAGGCUCUCGAAGCCGGCAUCCCGAAACUCCGCAUUGAAGAAUGCUCAGCAAAGCGACAGGCAGCUAUUGACUCCGGUGAUGAGGUCAUCGUGGGAGUGAACAAGUAUCGCCUGGAAAAAGAACAACGUGUGGAUGUUUUGGUUGUCGAUAACACCAAGGUCCGUGAAUCACAGAUUGCCAAACUGAAGGCCCUCCGCAGCUCACGUGACCCGAAGAAGCUGUUUCUGGCACUUUUACUUAACGCUGCGUCUGAAGACGAGCUGGGGCCCCAGCCUCGAAAAUCCACGCAAUAA
Messenger RNA from Dibothriocephalus latus, 1656 nucleotides. NCBI's taxonomy places the organism in Eukaryota, Metazoa, Platyhelminthes, Cestoda, Diphyllobothriidea, Diphyllobothriidae. The record is from the annotation of a GenBank genome assembly.